UGAGAAGAAACCAAGCUGACAUUCCACCAACAGAACCUUCUCUUCUGAAUUCUAAGGAUUCCUUUUCUCUUACCUUUAUUCUCCCUCCCUCCCUCCCUCCCUCUCUCUCUCUCGCCCCCCCCACCCCUCCCUCGCUUCCUCCCUUCUCCCGUUGAUCAAUUUCUGCCCACUUUAGUCCGGCGCCUCUGUUGCCUGUCGCGCAGAAGCGCAAUCACUGAGCAUUUGUAAAGAUUGGAGGAUCAUGGGCUGCUUUAACUUUUGCAAAAAAGGUGAUGAUCACCAGGCUGCUGAUAAUGGACCCUUCGUGCCAAAUCAAGGCCAUCCCACUGGGACCAGUGGCUAUGCUGGCGGACAAUUUCCAACGACCACUCGACAUACUGUUAAUGUUCAACCAAUCGCUGUCCCUUCCAUUUCAGUUGAUGAAAUGAAGUCUCUGACCGAUAGUUUUAGCACAAAAUCUUUCAUUGGUGAGGGGGCAUACUGUAUGGUAUACCAUGGUGUUUUCAAAAAUGGGCCUCACGUGGCGAUUAAGAAGUUAGAUUCCAGCAGGCAACCAGAAAGAGAAUUUCUCGCUCAGGUGUCGAUCGUAUCCAGGCUAAAGCAUGAAAAUGUUGUUGAGCUUCUUGGUUAUUGUGUUGAUGGUGCUUUGCGAGCCCUGGCCUAUGAGUAAGCUCCUAAAGGAACUCUUCAUGAUAUUCUGCACGGACGCAAAGGUGUGAAGGGUGCGCAACCGGGUCCAGUAUUGUCAUGGGCACAAAGAGUUAAAAUUGCAGUGGGGGCAGUUAGAGGACUUGAAUACGUACAUGAAAAAGCAGAGACUCAUAUCAUCCACCGUUAUAUCAAGUCUUGCAACACACUACUUUUCGAAGACGAUGUUGCAAAAGUUGCCGAUUUUGAUUUGUCAAAUCAAGCCCCUGAUACGGCUGCUCGUCUCCACUCUACUCGUGUUCUCGGAACCUUUGGUUAUCAUGCUCCAGAGCAACGCCAAAGCUGAGUGAAGACAAGGUGAAGCAGUGCGUGGAUGUGAAAUUAAAGGGAGAAUACCCUCCAAAGGCUGUUGCAAAG
This is a messenger RNA of Prosopis cineraria, 1065 nucleotides long. Its product is annotated as pto-interacting protein 1. Gene Ontology annotation, biological process: protein phosphorylation. Lineage: Eukaryota; Viridiplantae; Streptophyta; Magnoliopsida; Fabales; Fabaceae. Gene Ontology annotation, molecular function: protein kinase activity; ATP binding. The record is from RefSeq and is a predicted model, not a curated record. The transcript is spliced from 6 exons.